This is a messenger RNA of Blumeria graminis f. sp. triticale, 1167 nucleotides long. The record is from the annotation of a GenBank genome assembly. NCBI's taxonomy places the organism in Eukaryota, Fungi, Ascomycota, Leotiomycetes, Helotiales, Erysiphaceae.
AUGCAUCUCACGUUCCUCUUUUUUAUUUUAAUAGUUAGAUAUUUCCAUCAAGUCUUUGCAACAAAUGUCCCGUUUUUGGAUAUGAACAUCCCUGAUGGUACUACUGGCUUUAUUUGUGACAUUCAUUACUUUAAAAUAAGCUAUCUAUGGUCAUCCGCCCAAGGAGCGCUCACAAAGUUUCUACGCAGGUCUCCCUACCACCAAUUCCCCGCAUUCUUCGAGGACGCACACGCAUUUGGUAUCGCAGACCAGCUUCUACUUUCUUGGCCUCUUGUGAUAAGUAACAAAGUAUACACUACUGGGGUAGUUGGAACUUAUCGGGUAGUGAUAAAUGCCUUUGGUCAAAUAAUUGGUGUAAUAGCCAUUACCCAGCUAAAUGACGUUCUCCAGAAACCGAGCUUUCGAAAAUGUGCCCCGGUUCACGUUUCUGAUGAGCAGGAUCAGAACAACUCUAUCUCAGAGGAUCUUAUAUGGGAUUAUGUCUAUCCCACAAAAGGAUACAUUUGUGACUUGAAAUUUCUGGAAAUCUCACAGGUUAAUUAUGCGCAGGAAAUGAUUGUUGACCCAGAAUUCCAAAGAGAAUUAAGGAACACCGGUUAUCACAAGUACGUUGAAAAUUACAAUGGUAAGUUAUUCACUGGAAGUGAACUACAGGCCUUCAAAAUUCAAAAAUUGGAUAAAUAUGGCAAACUAAAUGGGAAGCCUGGAUCAUUUAGGAUGAUUUUUAAUCUGGACCAGGGCUUUAUGGGGAUCAUUCACGUAACUGAUAGUGAACGUAAAUGCGUGAAAGUUUGGGAUCUCACAGAGUCGCCACACAUGACGGAUAAUUCCUCAAACUCCCACGUAUUUGAUGGAAAAGUACCAGAAAAAUACACCCCAUACUAUUGCUUGAGGCAGGUAUAUAAAUUUGAAUAUAUCAAACUCCAAGCAAAUUUCUUCACAAGUCAACUGCAUACAGUUUCAGGAAAAGAUGAAGACAUGUAUCCCAUUGUGCUUGGCCAAAACUUGAUACUCUGGCCUCUGAGAUUGCCAGAAUCAAAUUAUCGUUUGAACUAUAACCUUGCGAUAGGGCUCAACCAAAGCGGGGGAACAUUUAAUAUAUACUACUCUAGGGCGAGAGGUGAUUUUAAAAUUCCUGAGCCAUGUGGGAUUGAUUUCACAAUAUGA